AUGGGUGGAUUGAGCUCAUGCGUUGCUAGCCUGGUCAAAUACGAAGAUGCUGAAGGUGACUCCGUUAGAUGGAUUGGAUGGAUGGGGUUUCUCUCAAAGAAAGAACGAGCUCCAGCAAAAAGAGCACACUUUGUUCUGUGCGGAGUCUACAGGAGGAUGCACAAGGCUUCGCUCGAGACUCUUCGACCACCGGAGACCCCCGGAUCCAUCGACCGAACGAUCGACCAGGCGGAAGCCCUGAAGACAGAGCUGCCGGGGAGCUCAACCGGGGCAGAGCGGGCCUGGGGCCGUCGCCGCCACUCUUCGGCACCUCGGCUGCGCGCGGCCAGGCUUCAGGUGAAAGUCUCCAGUGGUGCCACCUUUGAGGAGGAGGAAGCCUCCUUCAUCCAGGCGAAUGCACAGGCUUCGGAUCUCGGCGCGAUCUCGGCGGAUGCAGAAGAAGAUGGGACGAUUGGCUUCUUAGGAUGGUUUUCGGAGGCGUCUGUGGUGAUUGAUGACAUGGCGGACUUCCCCACAAUGUUCGUGAGCGCCUUAGGUGACUUCAUUCCAAGAGAAUCAUCAGCGAACAUCAGCAUGUUGUCACGAGUCUUGGAGCAAUGGAGGAAGGCUCCACAGCAAGGAACCUGGAUUCUCUCACAGCUGGCGAAGGCCAAAGAGCUGCAGCUGUGUCAUCACGUGCUGCAGGCGAUGCAGGAAAAUCACUUGGAGGUGAGCACAGUGCACUUCAACUGUGUGCUGAGUGCUUGCGCACGAAAGCGUCAAUGGGCUCCAGCCUUGAUGUUGCUGACAGAGAUGGAGGAGAUCCAGGUUGCUUACGACACGAUCUCCUUCAGCAGCGCCAUCAAUGCAUGUGGCGCCAUCUGGCAGCUGGCGCUGGCGCUUUUGGAGAAGAUGGAAGACCAGCAGGUCCAGUUGGAUACGAUCGCCCUGAACUCUUUGGUCAGCAGCUGCGAGAAGCAGGGCCGAUGGAAUGUCGCCCUAGAUUUGAUGUCCAACAUGCAAGCAUCAGAGGUUCAGCAAGAUACAAUCACGUACAACGCCUGCAUCAGUGCAUGCGGAAAGGCAGCCCACUGGCUCGAAGCGCUGGCACUGCAACGUCGCAUGCGAGGCCAGGCGCUGAGGGUGGACAGCAUCUCCUGCAGUGCGGCCAUCAGUGCAUGCGCGGCUUCAGGUGCACCUGGCCGGCAUUGGUUCAUCAUCCUCGGCCUUUUGGACGAGAUGCAGGAGCUCUUAGUGUCGAAGGACUCGGUGACCUACACUGCUGCCUUGCAGGGCAUGGGUGAGGAGCGGUGGCAAACCGCUUUGGCAUUGUUUCAGCAGAUGACCGACGAGUCCAUCAAGAAGGAUUUGGUGGCCUACAAUGCGGCCAUGUCCGCGUGUGGCGGUGCCUGGCCACACGCUCUGGCGCUACUCCAAUCGGUGCCACAUGAGCUGGGCGCUGAUGCCGUGAGCUUUGGGUCGGUGAUCAGCGCAUGUGAGAAGAGCGGUGAGUGGCAGGCAGCUGUCCUCCUGCUGCAAAGAAUGUUUGUUGCCUCUGUACAGCUCACAGCAGUUGCGCUGGCCGCUGCACUCAGUGCAUGCGCAAGGUGUGCUCAAUGGGUUUUGGCCCUGACAAUCUUGGAAGCACAGAAGACCGUGGAGCUGGAUGUGGUGGUGUACAAUGCCGCGAUCGCUGCUUGUGAGAAGGGGAGUGCAUGGGAAGCGGCAAUGGCUUUGCUGGGAAGGUGCUUGUGCGAAGCCACGGCGAUGGAGGGAAGCGCUGGAACUCUUGCGGAUGGUGCCAUGGGAGACAUCAGCUUGCGGUGCAGCCAUGAUUGGGCCAGGACGUUGCACUUGUACCAGGAGAUGACUUUGGCCUUGGUCCACAAGGACGGGGAUGCCGACAUCUAUGCUACAGUCACGGCUGCCAGCUUCAGCGCGGUGAAGCCAGGGCUGCUGCGUGAAGCUCUGGUUGAGUUGGAGGAUUUGUGGAGCUUUGACAAGACCUCCAUCCGGAUUGACGAUCAGAGGGAAGCAGACUACAACUCUCGCUUGCUCCAAGGUUGGCUAGAUGCCUUGGCUAUCCUGUCAUUCCCGAGCUUUCCACUGGACGUCUACGCCUGUGGAGCCGUGGUCCGCGCUUGCGCGCAGAACGGAGAAUGGCCAGCAGCUUUGGGCGCGAUCCGGCUCGCGCAAGAGGCCAAUGUGGUGGUUUGCAACACUGCCAUCAGCGCUUGUGCCAAAGGGCACCACUGGCAAGGGGCCUUGGCGCUGUUUCACGACUUGGCGCAACAGGACAUCCAGGAUUGGAAGCUGAAAGAACAGCUGACUGAAAAGAGCAGCUUUGAGGACUGGUCAGGCGGAUGUUGUCUCAUAUGGCAGCCUGAUCAGUGCUUGUGCACAAGUUCGGAAUUGGCAGCUAGCGAUGGCAGCACAUUGGCUGCAGCGGUGCGCCUGAUGCAGCAGCAGGAGGUUCCAGCCAACGAGAUGACUUGCAGUGCAGCCAUCAGCGCUUGCGAAGAUAGCUCGUGGCGCUGGGCAUUAGAGCUUUUUGAGGAGAUGCUGAUGGAGAGAUUGGAAGUGGUAAGCACAGCACUCAUGACAGCCUUGAGCUUUGGCAAUCACUGGGAACAUUGUCUUCACAUUGCCGCAGACCUCGGUGAAAAAGUGACCCAAACCACGAGCAACGCCUUGGCGACCUGCUUGCAACGUUCAGCCCAGUGGGCCUGGGUGCUGUCUUUGCUGGAACAGAUGGAGACUGGAAGAGGUUUGGCAAAGCGCUGCACUGCGGACUCCAUCACUUACGCUGCCGCCAUUGCAGCAUAUGGUGCUGGCGGUCACUGGCCACAAGCUUUACGCCUGCUGUGGGUGGCUCCUGCACCCAACGCCAUUCUGCUCAAUGUGGCCAUCGCUGCGUGUGGAGAGAACAUGCAGUGGCACUGGUCUCUCCAAUUGCUGGCUGGCAUCACACCUGACCUCAUUUCCUACAAUUCAGCCAUGACUGCGUGUGGUGCAGCCUCGCAGUGGCAGCGCGCUUUGGUUGUGUUCGAGUCAAUGAAGGCAAUGGAUGUUCCUCCAGACUUAGUGACCUUCAAUGCUCUCGUCACCGCCUUGGGCACCGGGCGCCAGUGGCGUUUGGCCCUCUCCGUGCUUUCUGCUGCGGCGCUUCGGCAGGUGCGGCCUGGCACAGUGACCUACAACGCGGCGAUUGCAGCGAUGGAGCCCUGGAGGCCGAGCUUGGCCCUCCUGUCCUCCGCAGCUUCAUCCAUGGUGCGGGUGGAUGAAGUGGGGAUGGCAGCAGCGAUGAGUGUUUGCGAAAGAGGGCAUCUUUGGCAGCAGACCCUUGGACGAACAUAG
Messenger RNA from Durusdinium trenchii, 3336 nucleotides. Lineage: Eukaryota; Dinophyceae; Suessiales; Symbiodiniaceae. The record is from the annotation of a GenBank genome assembly.